AUGCCUCCAAAAGUCGACCCUAAUGAAAUCAAGACAGUGGUGUUGAGAACAACAGGAGGUGAAAUUGCUGGUGGUUCAGCACUUGCACCAAAGAUUGGUCCAUUGGGUCUGUCACCAAAGAAAGUCGGUGAAGAUAUCGCCAAGGCCACCAUGGACUACAAAGGUCUCCGAAUCACCGUAAAACUCAUCAUCCAAAACCGUCAAGCCGCUAUUGAAGUGGUACCCAGUGCCAGUUCCUUGAUCAUCAAGGCGUUGAAGGAACCUCCAAGAGAUAAGAAGAAGGAAAAGAACAUCAAACACAGCGGCAACUUGGCCUUUUCUGAAGUUUUGGAAAUUGCCAGGAAGAUGAGGAACAAGUCCAUGGCCAAGGAAAUGAGGGGCACUGUUAGAGAAAUUCUAGGAACAUGCUUCUCUGUUGGAUGCACAGUAGACGGACAGAGUCCUCAAGAUGUCAGUGAAAAAGUUCAAUCAGGCGAAAUUGAUGUACCUGCCAAAUAA
This is a messenger RNA of Synchytrium microbalum, 498 nucleotides long. RefSeq lists its product as uncharacterized. The record is from RefSeq and is a predicted model, not a curated record. Gene Ontology annotation, molecular function: large ribosomal subunit rRNA binding; structural constituent of ribosome. The transcript is spliced from 5 exons. Gene Ontology annotation, biological process: translation. Bases 1 to 498 code for a protein of 165 amino acids. NCBI's taxonomy places the organism in Eukaryota, Fungi, Chytridiomycota, Chytridiomycetes, Synchytriales, Synchytriaceae. Gene Ontology annotation, cellular component: cytosolic large ribosomal subunit; ribosome.